CUACAAAGCAUGGCAUCGAGUGCACGUGGAAUCUGUCACCCUCCCCUCUGCCAACCGCAACCCAUUACAGCCACCACUACCCACCCAUCCCCACCGCCACUCACCAACUAAAAACGAAUCAAAAUUAAACCCCUACCUGAAGCUACAAAAUCACCCUAAAACCCUCCACAAAAACCAUCGGACCUUCGUACUACAUACAGACAGGAACGAAAAUGGAAGACUCGAGAUCGAAAUCAUUCAGCGAUUCCAAGGCGCAGGUGGCAGAUUCGUUCGGCUUCUCAAACCCUAACUCUGCCGGCCAUCAGGAUCUCAGGUGCUACAGUGCUUCGUAUGCCACCGCAUCUUCGAACAGCAACGGCGGCAGUACUGCCCCGACGAAGUCGGGAUCGGGAGAUGGGAAUCUGAAGAAGGGGAAGUCAAUGAAUGGAUGGGUGUUCGGCGACCCUGAGCUGCAGAGGAAGAAGAGGGUGGCUAGCUAUAAGGCUUAUACUGUUGAGGGGAAGCUGAAGGGGUCAUUGCGGAAGAGCUUUAGGUGGAUUAAGGAGAGGUAUGCUCAGGUAGUGUAUGGCAGGAGGUGAGAUUAGAUCAAAUCAGAUUUUAACUUUCUUCCUACUUUUCCUGAAUACUGCAUCUUUUCUCUUCUUUUUUCCAUGUUUGAUUGUUGUUUUUAGAGUGUCUUAGAUAUUGUUAAUAUGUAUUCACAGCCUUGCAUAAGAAUUAAGAAAUGGUAUGGAAUAUGGAUGCUGAUUUAGCUUUCCUGAUUAGAUGUAAUCUAGAGUAUCAUUUAAUUAAUUGUUCUCUAUUGAUAACAAUUACUCUGCUCUAAAUCUUCAAUAAUGGUUCUGUGUAUAUACAUCAAUAAGAAAUUAAUAUCC
Molecule: messenger RNA, 875 nt
Organism: Cuscuta epithymum
Lineage: Eukaryota; Viridiplantae; Streptophyta; Magnoliopsida; Solanales; Convolvulaceae
Source: the annotation of a GenBank genome assembly